This is a messenger RNA of Meloidogyne enterolobii, 508 nucleotides long. Lineage: Eukaryota; Metazoa; Nematoda; Chromadorea; Rhabditida; Meloidogynidae. The record is from the annotation of a GenBank genome assembly.
CGGCUGGAUUUUAGCCGAUGAGCGUUCGAAAGCCAUACGAAUCAUCCCGGCAGGCUGUCUAUUAGUCUCAGCAAGCUUAGACCACUCUCCCAUAUCGGAAACGUGGUGCAAGCUUAUUUUUGGAUGAUAAAAUAGCUAAAGUAUAUCCACUUAUACUUUUUUGAAUCUUAUAUUAUUAAGUUCACUCGUACAAAAAACAAUGAAUUUUAAUAUUUUGCCAGCUGUUUUCAUCCUUUCAGCACUUGUUGUAACCUUGCUUGGUCAUUGUACCGAAGCAAGCUGUGGGGGUUGCUGCGUCACUUGUGGUGUUGUUCCAGCACCAGCUUUGCCACCUGUGCCGGCUCCAGCACCAGUUCCUGUGCCCGCUCCAGUCACCUACACAGUGCAAGUGCCAGUCCCUGUACCGGCACCAGUCAGCUAUGUGCCAAGUUGCGGAUUUGGGGGAUGCGGUGGAUGUUAUGGCUGUGGCGGGUGUGGAGGCUAUGGCUAUGGUUGUGGCAAGAAAUGA